Molecule: messenger RNA, 546 nt
Organism: Aureococcus anophagefferens
Lineage: Eukaryota; Pelagophyceae; Pelagomonadales; Pelagomonadaceae
Exons: 1
Coding region: 1-546 (181 amino acids)
Biological process (GO): tRNA pseudouridine synthesis
Molecular function (GO): RNA binding; pseudouridine synthase activity
Source: RefSeq, a predicted model, not a curated record
AUGCUCGGCGGCGGCCGGCCCGCGUACGCACUUCUCGAAAACGCGCGGGCCUUCCGCGUCGCCGGCGACGUCGCCGCCGCCUUCGCCGAGCGCGUGGCCGCGCGCGCGCGCGCGCUCGGCGCGCCCGUCGAGCUGCGGCGCGCGGCGCUCGGCGACCGGGCCGAGGCCGCGGCCGUCAACGCGUCCGCGGAGACGAAGACGAAGACCUACGCGUGCGUCGUCUGGUGCGCGCGCGACCUCACGGCGCGCGACGUCGCGACCUGCGACCGCCGCGACUUCGACGUCGCCCAGAAGACGCCCGUGCGCGUCAUGCACUCGCGGUCUCUCGCGGUCCGCGAGAAGCGCGUCCACGAGCUCUCGCUCCGCCGCCUCAACGGCCGCUUCGCCGUCCUCACGAUCGUCACGUCCGCGGGCAUGUACAUCAAGGAGUUCGUCCACGGCGACCUCGGGCGGACGGAGCCGAGCCUCGCGUCCAUGCUCGGCGCGCGCGCGGACAUCCUCCAGCUCGACGUGCUCGACGUCGAGGACGCGGGGCUGGAUCCAUAG